This is a messenger RNA of Achroia grisella, 2234 nucleotides long. RefSeq lists its product as uncharacterized. Lineage: Eukaryota; Metazoa; Arthropoda; Insecta; Lepidoptera; Pyralidae. The transcript has 4 exons. Bases 90 to 755 code for a protein of 221 amino acids. The record is from RefSeq and is a predicted model, not a curated record.
GUGUUUGGUUUCGUUUACUUUUGUGAAUUGUACCAUUCUUCUUAUUGCUUUGUUUCUUACCAUAGGAUUUAUAAAUAAUACCAACCAAGAUGUCUUCAGUAUGUUGUGGAACUAAGAAACAAAAAUUAAAUAACUCUUACAGUAAUAGUAUAGAUCGACCUUUGAAUGGUUACCAAGAAUCUGUAGCUAUACCCGAUAUGUGUUACUUUUGUUUCGAUGUUUUGUAUUGUCAGCUGCACAGCAUGGAUCCUCCACAGACGCCAAAUUUUACUAACGAAGCCUAUCCCUUGUUUGUGACAUGGAAAAUUGGGAAGGAGCAUCGUCUUCGAGGUUGCAUCGGAACCUUCAAUGCAAUGCAUUUGCACUCGGGUUUACGCGAAUACGCGAUAACAAGUGCGUUAAAAGACUCGCGCUUCUCCCCAAUAACGAGGGAGGAAGUGCCCCGGCUGACGGUGUCGGUGUCCAUUCUGCAGCACUUCGAGGAGGCGGAGCACUACCUCGACUGGAAGUUGGGGAAGCACGGGAUACGUAUCGAGUUUAUAAGUGAACGUGGCACGAAGCGGACCGCCACGUAUUUACCACAAGUUGCCACUGAACAAGGUUGGGACCAAAUCCAAACGAUCGACUCGCUGCUCAGAAAGGGCGGGUACAAGGCGGCCAUCACGGCGGACAUGCGGCGCAGCAUCAAGCUGACGCGCUACCAGUCGGAGGAGAUCUCCGCCUCCUACAACGAGUACGUCAGCCAGCGGUGCUAGCAGCGUCCGCCUCCCACGUGCCGCCAACAUCCGCGGCUCGUGUACCAACACAUACCUUAUACAUACAACAGACCCUAUCGCAGUACGGACGGUCGGCGCAGUUAUAAAUAUUGUGUUAGAUGUAACUUAGAUGCUAAGCGUACCCAUGGUGUCCGAAACGAGUGUACAGAGAAUCGUGUGCAGUGCAACCACGUGCGUGACUAUACGAGGACGGUGAAAGGCCAGAAUUAUGCUCAAAGUGACGUCCCAGACGACAGAUCGUGUCUUAUAAAAAUCAUAUAGGGUUUUGACCACUGCCAAUCACAUUCCUUCGUGGUGACGACGCUGCCAUCUAUAACGAAGUAUGAAACUUAUGAAUUAAUGUAAAUACAUAAUACCGUGGAUUUAGAUCUGGGGUUGAUUAUGUGACAUUGUUGCAUUCCGCACCGAUCGAUCCCCCGUCCAAUUCAAACGGGGAUCGACAUUACGACGACCUGAGUCCAGGUUCGAACCCUAACGUUGCCCUCUGACUAAAGUCGUAUCUGUCAGGCAGGAGUUGGCCUUCAGCCGCUCCAUAAGUCCUUCCGCGGGUUUGGGGUGCCAUCUGCACUCGCCCCUUAUCGUCCGGUGAAGCUGUAAAGGCCAGCUGCGGCCCACAACAUUAGACUAGUCCGAAAAAAACUGUUGGAUUGGUUUCAUAUACAAAGCUUUGCAGUUCAUAUGAACUAUUUUAUACUGCCAAAUAUAAGAGUUAUUCGUUUUGUGACUACAACAUUCAAAUAGUUCAUAUAUAUAAUUUAAUUUCAGUUAAUUUAAAUUUGCUACAUAAUCAGCCCCUUGGUUUGUGUUUGUGAUAUUUAUUGGUUUAAAUUUGCAACUGUAAAACUUAAAUAAACAAUUCGAAACGGUUUAUAAUAAAAAAAAAAACAAUUCCAAACACGUCACAUAUUCAAGCACCCGGUAUUUGUACAAUAGUUAAUGUCAUAUAGCGUAGCUAGAAUUGAUUACCAACAUUCGGGAAUGCACUUUGAACAAAAUUGUCAAAUGCCACCUUUGUAUUUGAUCGAGAAAGCAAUCGUUGACAUGAGCUCCGUAGUCCUACAAGCGGAUAACUACAGUCCGGCCGCUCAGAGUUUGCAUUUCUGACAGGUCGGGAUCAAAUGGGCGAUGUAACUUUAAACUAACGUACAAUUUACGGCAAAUUUUUAAAUAUCUUUUAUUUGCCUUAUUAAAGAGUGAUAACAUUAAAAGUUUAAUAAUUAUUACAACUUACAAUAAAUGUAUUAAUUUUGGUCUAAAAUUAUUAACUAUUAACUGCUUAACAAAUAUAAAACAAUAGUUUUUAAAAUCAAACCACAUUAAACUGUUACAAAUUUAUUUGUUCACGUCACUACAAAAACAAACAGUUCAUUUUUCGAUCACGACCUGUCAGAAACUCAAACUCUGAGUGCUCGGACUUUUGAGCUUUUUGACGAUGUUUAGAAUGCGAUAGAACAUCUC